This is a messenger RNA of Rosa chinensis, 1874 nucleotides long. Its product is annotated as probable serine/threonine-protein kinase PBL21. Gene Ontology annotation, biological process: protein phosphorylation. The coding region runs from base 491 to 1660 and encodes 389 amino acids. Gene Ontology annotation, molecular function: ATP binding; protein kinase activity. The transcript is spliced from 7 exons. Lineage: Eukaryota; Viridiplantae; Streptophyta; Magnoliopsida; Rosales; Rosaceae. The record is from RefSeq and is a predicted model, not a curated record.
AAAGCUUUUCAAAUUCACGGGCAGCCGAAAAGCAAAAAUUAUUUUAAAUUCAUAUAAAUUCGAAAUUAAAAUAUAUUAAUUGCUCACACCGCUCAUUCUCAUUUUUCUGGUUGUAUUUAUUUGUGCCGUUUUUGCCCUCGUCUCGGUUCCAGAAUUUCCAGUCGGGCUUAAUUUGAUGCGGGGCAGUUUUAUUCAAUGAGUAUUUAUAUAUGGUUGUAUUAAUGGGUGUGCAUCUUAAUCCAAAUCUAAAUCCGAAAUAUCCCCCAUUUGGGUUUUUAUAAUUUGUUUUUUUCUUUUCUGGGGAAUUUGGUUUUCGCCUUCAAAAUCUCUCCGGCUAAGGGGAGAGAGGGAGAGAGAGAGAGAGAGAAGACAAAAGCUUAUCUGUUUAGUUUAGGGAUUAGGGUUUGGGGUUUUUUUUUUGUUGGGUUGGAUUUAUUUAUUUAUUAUUAAUUUUUUUAGUGAAAAUAGAUGAUACAUGGAAGUUUGAGUUAUGAGUUGCUUUGGGUGCUUCAGUCCUCGCCGGAAAGAUGUUAGCAAGGUCGAAAUUGAUAAUGGUACUACUCGAUCCUCAGGUAGUGGAAGAGGAAGGGGACACUUUGAUGAUACUGAGAGUGGGAAGGGAAAAGGAAAGGGUGGCAACAGCGCACAAAAGAGUGUGGCACGAAGCUUCACAUUUCGCGAACUUGCAGCCGCCACCAAGGGAUUUAAGGAAGUGAAUUUGAUUGGGGAAGGGGGCUUCGGAAGAGUUUAUAAAGGUCGGCUUGAAGCAGGCCAGGUUGUUGCCGUCAAACAACUUAAUCAUGACGGUCUUCAAGGAUUUCAGGAGUUCAUCGUGGAGGUUCUCAUGUUAAGCCUACUACACCAUACUAAUCUCGUCACCUUGAUCGGCUACUGUACUGAUGGAGAUCAAAGACUCUUAGUCUAUGAGUACAUGCCGAGGGGUAGCUUGGAAGAUCAUCUUUUUGAUCUGAAACCUGAUCAAGAGCCACUUUGCUGGGAUACUCGAAUUAAGAUAGCUGUUGGUGCAGCACGGGGCCUCGAAUAUCUUCACUGCAAAGCUAACCCACCUGUCAUCUACCGUGACUUGAAAUCAGCAAAUAUAUUGCUGGACGAUCAUUUCAAUCCAAAGCUUUCGGACUUUGGACUUGCUAAACUUGGUCCUGUGGGAGAUAACACCCAUGUUUCAACCAGAGUUAUGGGAACCUAUGGAUAUUGUGCACCAGAAUAUGCUAUGAGUGGCAAGUUGACUCUUAAAUCUGAUAUUUAUAGCUUUGGUGUGGUUAUGUUGGAGUUGAUUACUGGCAAGAAGGCAAUUGACAACACUAUGAAGCAAGGGGAACAGAACCUAGUAGCUUGGUCUCGUCCAUUCUUGAAAGACCGAAGGAAGUUUGUCCAGUUAGUUGAUCCUUUAUUGCAGGGACGCUUUCCCACUCGUUGUUUGCAUCAUGCAGUUGCUAUUACUGCCAUGUGUCUUCAAGAGCAACCAACUUUCCGUCCUCUUAUCAGUGAUAUUGUUGUAGCACUCGAGUACUUGGCUUCACAGAACCACAAACCGGGCAGAGCUGGGGUUCAUAGUCCCAUUUCUUCAUCACCGUCACAGCAGCACAGGGAUACUUUUUCUCGGGAAUCAGAUUACAGAAUGAGUUCAACUUCUGGUUAGAAGUUCUUGGGAGCAACCUGCUGAAACACUCUCAUUGAUGUGACUAGCCUUGUGAGACUCAGAAGGGAAGAAACACCUGAUAAGUUCCAGAUACCAAAUGUACACAUAUGAAGAGUUGGUAUGUAAAUGCACAUGUAUGUAUAUAUGUACACUUGGGUUUGGAUAUGUGGCUUUUUUGAUAAAUUAUAACUCCUGUUCUUGUGGUUGUUUGAGU